CGCUUAGAUUUGCAGCGAGAAGUCGUCGCGGCAGGCAGUUGUGAGGUCAUAAUAGGAGAUUUGUGACGAAAUAAAAUGUUCGAUAGAAAUAUCGCGAGCACGUGGUCAGGAGUAAUGGUAGAUUAAUUGUGACGUAACAAACUUCGGUGUGAUGUCAUAAAACGGGGCAUAACGUAACUUCAACGUCACAAUGAUGAUGAUAAUACGAGCUUAUGGCGUAACAAUUGUUUUACCAUUGUUUAAUUGUUCUGUAACGAACAGUUUCAUGGAUGAGCGAGUGUUGCACCGAUCGCGUUAAAGUGCGUAGUUGGUUUGUGACGUCAUAUUACAUGAUUGUUUGUUUGAAUUCUGAUAAACCAGGGAAAUACCCAACAACGUCAUGAAGAAUUUAAUCGAUGACGUCAACAAUGAAGUUUCUAAAACAGGAAGAAUGGAGAAGUUUUGUUCUGAGAGCGUUUAUCGAAGCGCUAAUUGUUUCAACAUCUGUGUGUUGGUUUGUUGUUGCUCACCGGUGUUGUUCGUCCUUGCAUUGGUAGUGCCCAGGACGAUGGCUGAUGAUGGGAUAACAACAGUUCGCGAGAUGAUGGAGGUGCUGAUGGAAGCUCAAGGAAAUUGUAAGCGAGAUCUUGAAGCAGGGUUGCCGCCAAUGGAUAAAGACGGUAAUUAUUACGAAACAUACUGCAAAGGUGAGUGGGACAAGAUCACGUGUUGGCCCAACAGCGCCCCCGGGAGGACGGUGAGACUCCCAUGUCCAGAAUACAUCAUCGAUUUCGAUCAUACAGGCCAUGCGUUACGUCAUUGCUCACGUGACGGUAGAUGGGCGAUGGUGCGUGACACGAAUCGAACGUUCAGCGAUUACAGCAGUUGUAAUAUACCAAGGGAAGAGGACGUUGUGGAAAUGAUAAGGAGGGGUGGUGAUGCAACGAUGAAAAGUUUCAUCCAGUUGUACACGGUCGGUUAUUCUUUCUCGUUGGUUGCUCUCGUCUUCGCGAUGAUAAUUCUCGCUUAUUUCAAGCGAUUACAUUGUACACGCAACUACAUUCACAUGCAUCUAUUCGCUUCUUUUAUAUUGAGAGCCGUCGUCAUCUUUGUUAAAGAUCGAGUUCUUUAUUACGGAGCUGGGAUUCUUGAUAUAAACACCCCGGAUGGGGAAAUGACACUAGAGGCGCUAAAGAAUCGCGUGGAUGAAAUAGACGCUGACAGAAGCUCUUAUUUGAUUGGAUGUAAGCUGGUGAUGACGUUGUUUCAUUAUUUUGUUGCAACAAAUUAUUACUGGAUUCUCGUGGAAGCUUUGUAUCUUCAUAGUUUGAUUUUCGUCGCGUUUUUCUCCGACAAGAAAUAUUUGUGGAGGUUUAGUGUAACGGGUUGGGGUGUCCCUAUACUAUUCGUCGUUCCGUGGGCGAUUGUUCGAGCGAAGUUUGAAGACACGGGAUGUUGGGACAUCGCGGUGACGGAAUACAAAUGGAUUUACAAUGGCCCUAUUAUCGUUGCUAAUGUGAUAAACUUCUUACUUUUCCUCAACAUUAUCCGAGUGCUUUGGUACAAGAUGCGGGAACGCGGACCUAUCGGAAAAACUGACAAUCGAAGACAAUACAAGAAACUCGCGAAAUCUACGUUGGUGUUGAUCCCGAUGUUUGGAGUUCAUGCGAUCGUCUUCAUCGGGAUGCCUGAUGAUAUUUCAUCUGGAACUUGGUGGGACAUUCGAAUGUCGUUCGAUCUUUUCUUCAAUUCUUUCCAAGGAUUCUUUGUCGCGAUUAUCUAUUGUUUCUGCAACGGAGAGGUACAAGCGGAGUUCAGGAAAGCUUGGGAAAGAUUUAAUUUGAGCGUCGAAAUAAAACGCGGUCGACGCGAAAGAAGUCGUUCUUCCGUCACAAUGCUGACAAGUUUCAACAGCUCGGCGUCGCAACAAGCUCGUCUUUCUAUUGGUGGACAGAGUAAUGGGCGUGGCAACCUACGUAACAAUGCUCUUUCUACCCACGUGGUCAGCGAAACCAAACUGUUGACCAAUCAGAAGCCAGAAUGUUCAACCAAUCACAUAACAGGUUGUGAGGUUUAUGACGAAACAAUGAUUCAAGAAACGUCAUUGAUGACAAACAACAACAACAAUACAGAACAAGAGGUAUCAAUGCCGGGAAUUCCCCAGCGCCCCCCUUUUAUAUGAACUCUUAGUGGGGGAAUCCCCCAUAAUGGGGUCAUAAUACCCAUUGUUGUGCAAGACACCGAAGAAAGUGAAUUUGAGAUCGCUGUCGAACCACUAGGAGGGGAUGUUGUACAGGAUGUGAUGUCAUCACAACAUCAACAAUCAAUAAGUUCCGCUGUUGAUGAUGUCAUAACCGAUGAUGUCAUAAUAGGCGAUGUAGUUUGCGAAACAACCUCGUUUAUUACAGACAUUGUAACAUAACAAUAUUGAUUAUGACAUCACAAAUAUAUCUUCAUAACGUGGGGACCAAAUGUAAACAUGUAUUGUGACAUCAUAUUGUUGUAUUGCGAUAACGUUGUGUUGUGAUGUCAUAAUGUUGUAUUGUCACAUUGCGGACAAUUACAUUCAAUUAAUAUUUUCUUCAUCAAAUAAAUAUUUUAAAAAUGUUGAAACA
Ciona intestinalis (vase tunicate) is the source of this 2594-nucleotide messenger RNA. Its product is annotated as parathyroid hormone 2 receptor-like. Gene Ontology annotation, molecular function: G protein-coupled peptide receptor activity; peptide hormone binding. Gene Ontology annotation, cellular component: plasma membrane. Lineage: Eukaryota; Metazoa; Chordata; Ascidiacea; Phlebobranchia; Cionidae. The record is from RefSeq and is a predicted model, not a curated record. Gene Ontology annotation, biological process: adenylate cyclase-modulating G protein-coupled receptor signaling pathway; cell surface receptor signaling pathway.